Ornithodoros turicata is the source of this 474-nucleotide messenger RNA. Its product is annotated as baculoviral IAP repeat-containing protein 5-like. The transcript has a single exon. Bases 1 to 474 code for a protein of 157 amino acids. The record is from RefSeq and is a predicted model, not a curated record. Lineage: Eukaryota; Metazoa; Arthropoda; Arachnida; Ixodida; Argasidae.
AUGGACGUUUCAGCCGCAGAUCUCACCUUGGAAAAAGUGUUAACAGAAUGCAGCGAUGCAUGCAUGUAUCUUGAAAAGAACAGGUUGGCAAGUUUUACGUCGUGGCCAUUCGCUGAAGGCAGCAAAUGCACCAAGGAAAAUAUGGCUCGCGCCGGAUUCUACCUUUGUCCAACGGCAAGCGAGACCGAUUUGACCCGAUGUUACGUCUGCUUUCGCGAAAUGAUGGGAUGGGAACCGGACGACGAUCCAAUCAAGGAGCACGCCAGAUCUACAAAUUGCUUGUUGCUCCAGCUGGAAAAGACCGAGGACCAGCUCACGCUUCGUGAUGUUCUAAAUCUGGAACAGGCGCGCAGCAAAAACAGGAUCAGCAAGCUGUCGAGUUUCAUGGAGACACAGGCGGCAAACAAGUGGGAAACUGUCAAGAAAGACAUCAACACGAUCAAGAGAGAGGCAAGGAGUGCAAAGAAGGUCUAA